CACAAUCAGCUUCAACCACGUGAAGCAGCCUCGCCAUCGGCGACUCCACGUCGCCACUUACAAGCCUCAUUAUCUGUACAUGGCGUCUCUGGCCUCAGCAGCUCGGCUCCGGCCUGUUGCGACCAGGAGUCCUGCACCAGCGUCUUAGACUCACCUCUCCGUACGUAGUAUUGUGACUCGGUCUGUGACUCAUCCUUGCGCUCUCGUCUCUUUACCUAUCACCAACAUGUUCUUCGAAUAGAUAAUCUUCAUCCUCUUCAGCUUCUUCCCUUUAUACCUACCCAUUCACUCACCCACUCUCAAUCGCAUUCGCCGCCAUGCCCAAGAAAAGAAGGCUGCCCGGCCACGGCAAGAGCAAAAGCAAGGGCAAGGACAAGAAGCUGCGGCCCUUUCAUCAAUUCAGCCGCCUGCCAGCCGAGCUUCGCACCCGCGUUUGGGAUCUCGUCGACGCGGAGCCUCGUGUCGUGGAGCUCCGAUAUCACCGCGAUUAUACAAAGAAGCGUGGCACUCGAGAGCAGAUUCGCUGCCUCUCAAGGGCGCCCGCUGUUCUCCAUGGCUGCCGCGAGUCUCGGCGGAUAAUCAUCCAGAGGAACCUCUACCAGCGUGCCUUUGUCCGGCCCCUAGGAUACAACUGGGUGAACUUUGCGGCCGACAUGAUCUCCAUCGGGCCCCUGGAUUCCUCGUGGCUCGGGAUCGAGAGGACGCUGAUCCAGCGUUUCCGCUUCGAGAGCGAGAAUGACGAGUGCUUCUUCCACUUUCAGUCUUGGGAGCUGAAUACGAUGACCAGCCUAAAAGAGCUCCAUAUUAUCUGCCUGGACGGCGUCACGUACUGGAUCGACAUCGCCGAGGAGAGGGGCUUCCCUAAGGAGAAUGUCUUCUUUAUGGCCAAGGGUAUCGCGAGCCACAUGUACAGCAGGCGCGAGAUGAUGGAGAGAUUUCCCUCGCGACAGUUUCCAGAGUACAGCAGUAGCCACUACCGCCAGCUGUACGACAAGAGGAUCAAAGGGACCUUGGCGGAUGUGCCUGAAGAGCUUUGGUUUGGGGUGUCCGAGGGGGAAUUGCCUGCAUACCCGCUUGGCAGCACAUAGUCAGACUUUAGGACGACGGUAGCCAUCCGCGUGAGACCUGACUGCACAGAACCGACCAGCCAUAGACACGAUGUAUGGGAUCGGUUCGCAAACAAAAAGACUUGUCCGUGGCAUGCCAAGGCGAUAUGGAAUUCCUUCUGGCCCCAAAACUCGCCAACUUUGAUUGUGUUGCUCCGCUUCCACAGCAGUAGAUGUACAACCAGUUGAGGCACAGUGUGGCCG
Emericellopsis atlantica is the source of this 1310-nucleotide messenger RNA. RefSeq lists its product as uncharacterized. Lineage: Eukaryota; Fungi; Ascomycota; Sordariomycetes; Hypocreales; Bionectriaceae. The coding region runs from base 318 to 1088 and encodes 256 amino acids. The transcript has a single exon. The record is from RefSeq and is a predicted model, not a curated record.